AGAUCGAGUGCACCCACAGUAGCGAGACAAGAAAUAAUAAAAGACGUUUGGCGCGGGUGUUGCUGACAGCAGAGGAAGAGGAGCCGACGGCAGGCGCACUGUUCGGCUGCUUUCUAGUGAUUUCCCUUGGAGAAAGGAGCAAGAGACAUUCGUACAUUUACGAAUAGAGAAUCAGAGCAGUGUAAUUUUAUUUUUCCUCAUUCUCUAGUCAGCCGUCUACCGAAGCUUGCCCCGCGCAGGCAGACGGAAAUACCUUGAAAAUGCCUCCUAUCGACAAUGACACCGGGAAGAAUGAACUCAGAUCUCGGAUACAGCAGCUUAUUGACACCAAUCAAGUGGUGGUUUUCAGCAAAAGCUACUGUCCGUAUUGUGUCAAGGUAAAAGAUCUGUUCACGGAGCUGAAAGUCGAGUGUAACGUGGUGGAGUUGGACCUCAUAGAGGAUGGAACCAACUACCAGGAGAUGCUGCUCGAGAUGACUGGACAGAAAACUGUUCCUAAUGUCUUCAUCAAUAAGACACACCUUGGCGGCUGUGACAAAACAAUGCAGGCCCAUAAAGAUGGCAGUUUGCAGCAGCUGCUGAGUGGUGAAAAUGAAUCCUAUGACUACGACCUGAUCGUCAUCGGAGGAGGUUCUGGGGGCCUGGCCUGCUCAAAGGAAGCAGCUAUGUUGGGGAAGAAGGUCAUGGUGCUGGACUAUGUUGUGCCCACACCAAAAGGAGCCACCUGGGGUCUUGGUGGAACUUGUGUGAACGUGGGCUGCAUUCCCAAGAAGCUGAUGCACCAGACAGCCAUGUUGGGCACGGCCAUGCAGGAUGCGCGCAAGUACGGCUGGGAGUUUGACGAGACAGUGAAACACAACUGGGACACGAUGAAGACGGCGGUGAACAACUACAUCGGCUCAUUAAACUGGGGCUACAGGGUGGCACUGAGAGACAAGAAUGUCAACUAUGUCAACGCUUAUGCAGAGUUCAUUGAACCACACAAGAUCAAGGCGACAAACAAACGAGGAAAGGAGACAUUUUACACCGCAGCUAAGUUUGUCUUGGCUACAGGCGAGAGGCCGCGCUACCUGGGCAUCCCUGGAGACAAGGAGUACUGCAUCACCAGUGAUGACCUCUUCUCAUUGUCUUACUGCCCGGGAAAGACCCUGGUGAUCGGGGCGUCCUACGUGGCUCUGGAGUGCGGUGGCUUCCUGGCCGGCUUGGGUCUCGACGUCACCGUCAUGGUCCGGUCUAUUUUGCUGAGGGGCUUUGACCAGGACAUGGCCAACCGUGCCGGAGAGCACAUGGAGGAGCAUGGUGUUAAGUUCCUCCGCAAAUAUGUUCCAGUAAAGGUAGAGGAGCUGGAAGCAGGCACUCCUGGCAGGCUGAAGGUGACAGCCAAGUCCACAGAAACUGAUGAGAUCAUCGAGGGAGAGUACAACACUGUGUUGAUAGCAGUGGGCCGAGAUGCGUGCACAGACAAGAUUGGUCUGGACAAGAUAGGGGUCAAAGUCAACUCCAAGAAUGGAAAAAUCCCAGUGAACGAUGAAGAGCAGACCAACGUGCCCCACAUCUACGCCAUUGGAGACAUUCUGGAGGGCAAGUGGGAGCUGACACCUGUCGCCAUCCAGGCUGGCAAGCUGUUGGCACGACGCCUCUAUGGGGGAGCAACACUCAAGUGUGACUACAUCAACGUUCCCACAACUGUCUUCACCCCAAUGGAGUACGGCUCCUGUGGUCUGUCAGAGGAGAGAGCCACUGAGCUCUACGGGCAGGACAACAUCGAGGUGUACCACAGUCUGUUCUGGCCUCUGGAGUUCACUGUGCCUGGCAGGGACAACAACAGAUGCUACUCCAAGAUCAUCUGCAGUAAACUGGACAGUGAUCGAGUCAUCGGGUUCCACUACCUGGGCCCUAACGCAGGCGAGGUGACGCAGGGAUUCGGUACAGCCAUGAAGUGUAGAGUCACCAAGGAGCAGCUGGACAGCACCAUCGGCAUCCACCCGACCUGUGCUGAGAUCUUUACCACCAUGGAAGUGACCAAGAGCUCCGGUGGAGACAUCACCCAGGCCGGCUGCUGAGGUUAAACCCUGCUUGUUUAGCGGGCUGCUCUUAUAUUAGACUCUCCUCCAGACCACUCUCAUCUUAGCUCCCACUCAGUGUUUAAGCUCAGCCUCAACUCCAGUCGCUCACUUUACAGGGCAGUUGUUUCUCAGGACAAACCGAACACCACAGCCAGCGUCUGAAUCAGUGGAAGCGCUCUGGGAGCUAAGAGGUGACUGGAACACGUCAGAGCUAAGAACAUGUGUGUCUCCAGCUCUGGCUGGGGUCCUUUAAUAUAAGGGCAGCCUGCUGAACAGCGGGGUUACUCUGCUGAUAUUUCCACCGGGCUCCAACAGUGUGUACUUCUCAGAGGAGCACCAACACACACACUAACUUUGAGUGUGUGUUUGGGCUGUUUGUGACGUCCUGGCCCGUAACCCCAAAUAAUGAGGUGGGCGAGGAUCGAUGUCCCUCUGCAGAAGCACCUGAUGGUGGCCCGAACCCUUCGUCCAACCCCCAACUUAAAACACUUGUCAUUCACUCCCCGGUAUACACAUGGUAUACAAACUGAAGUUGACUUUAGAAGGACAGAUCUGAAUUGGCGCACACAGGAUUUGAUUGGAUGCACGGCUCUGAACUCUGCUCCAGCUUGUGAUGGAAACAAAUUAUUUAAUCUGAUGUAUGUAUGUGUAGAUUAAAUGUCAUCAUGUCUCCUCUGUCUAGCCUUCAUCAUUCCACACAUUCCUCUUACCAGGUCAGUAAGAUAAAAUCGAGGUCUGUACAUGUUGCUAUCUGUUGCCGUGUGGAGGCACCAGGGUUUUCUGCCUUAGAGAGAACUCCAUUUAUUCUACCAAAGUGUUUAGCAUGACAAGUCUGCAGAGAGAUCAGCAGCCAGCAGAUCUGCACCUCUCAAACCUCCGCUGUGUUGCAUCACCACAGUUUCAUAGAGAAUUGAAUGGAAAAUAAACCGGAAUUGUACUGAAUGUUGUUUCAACAAAAACCUUUUCUCAAGUUUUUACUCUUAUUAAUUUAAUACUUGUUUGUUGCAUCUUGCUGUUUGCCUCUGCGUUAUGUGUGUAUGUAAAAGAUAUAUUCAGUCUGCUAGAGGACAGUAUUCUGACUGCUGUCAGUGAGUGACAUUGGUCAUCUUUAUAAAUGACUUGUUCGCUGGUGUCAAACCACUGUAGAUUACUUCUCUCUCAAGAUGUAAUAAAGGAGGAAUUCACCUUCA
Messenger RNA from Seriola aureovittata, 3256 nucleotides. It is a transcript of the gene txnrd3, whose product is annotated as thioredoxin reductase 3. Gene Ontology annotation, biological process: cellular response to oxidative stress; glutathione metabolic process; cell redox homeostasis. The record is from RefSeq and is a predicted model, not a curated record. The transcript is spliced from 16 exons. Bases 261 to 2063 code for a protein of 600 amino acids. Gene Ontology annotation, molecular function: glutathione-disulfide reductase (NADPH) activity; thioredoxin-disulfide reductase (NADPH) activity; flavin adenine dinucleotide binding. Gene Ontology annotation, cellular component: mitochondrion; cytosol. NCBI's taxonomy places the organism in Eukaryota, Metazoa, Chordata, Actinopteri, Carangiformes, Carangidae.